Leptopilina heterotoma is the source of this 1034-nucleotide messenger RNA. Its product is annotated as larval cuticle protein A2B-like. The transcript is spliced from 2 exons. The coding region runs from base 17 to 508 and encodes 163 amino acids. NCBI's taxonomy places the organism in Eukaryota, Metazoa, Arthropoda, Insecta, Hymenoptera, Figitidae. The record is from RefSeq and is a predicted model, not a curated record. Gene Ontology annotation, cellular component: extracellular matrix.
UCCUACAAUCGAUACCAUGGCAUUCAAGUUCGUAGUACUCUUGGCCUUCCUGGCGAGCGCCAACGCAGGCCUCAUUGGCGCGCACUACUCGCCGUUGGCACUUCCGGUUCCGUUGGCGUACGCCAGCGCACCGGCGGCAGUCAUCACCAAGACCGUGGACGCCGAGUACGACCCCCACCCUCAGUACAGCUACGCCUACGACGUGCAGGACUCGCUGACCGGCGACUCCAAGUCCCAGCACGAGACUCGCGACGGAGACGUCGUCAAGGGCAGCUACUCUCUCCUGGAGGCCGACGGCACCAGGCGGACCGUCGACUACACCGCCGACGACGUCAACGGAUUCAACGCCGUCGUCAGGAAGGAGCCGGUCGUCUACUCGGCCCCAGUGGCUCAAGCCGUCCUCAAGACCGUCCUUCCCGCCGAGACGACCGUCUCCCAGUACUCCACCGGCUUCACGCACCACGCCUACGCUGUCCCCCAAGUCUACGCGAACGUCGCCCAAUGGUGAACAAUGUCAACUAUGUCAACAAUGUGAUCCACAACUGAUCUUUCGCCAAUAAAUUUAUUCAAUUCGCAAACUAUUUCUUCCCUUUUUCUUUUCAUUUAAAAAUAUUAAUUCCUCUACCCUUAUAAAAUUUGGGACAUUAUUGCUCUCUAUAUACUGACUUUUGCACCUCCUUUGCAAAAGGAAAAUUGAUCCACUGGUUAUUCUUGCAAGUUUUUUAUCAAUUAAAAAUUAAAACUAAUGGUGAAAAUCGUGAUAUCUCUGUACAUAAGUAGUAAAGGUCACUUUCAGUCAGACAUGACGAUUUUUAUCCUUACAAUUUCGUCACAAGUAGUCAGACAUCGUGCAGUUUUUUAUUCAAUUAAUUAAAAGCUAGUUUAAGGACUAAAUCCACCAACCUCAAUUAAAAAUUAAUCUUUGAUUAAAGCCAGUUUUAAUCGGUAUUGGUGAAACUGGCCCUGAGCUCUAAUUCUGUCCCAGUAGUAACAAUAAAUUAUAGCCAGACGUUUUUAACACGUGCAAAUUGACC